UUUUUACACAACUGCAGACCCACUGUUAUAUUAGUGUUGUGAUCUUAUAUAAUGUCUAAUCAUGAUACACAAAAUCAUGAUGCAGAAGUUGAGAUUGCACUAUCUGGUUGGUUGAUGAAGAGGUGUAGACUGACAAAGAAAUGGAAGAGAACUUGGUUCACACUACGUUCUUCAAAUUUAUGUUACGGAAAAUCAGAAAAUGGACCAUUUAAAAAUAUUCCGUUGCAAAGUACAGUGAUAGAGGAAGCACACAUCAAUGAUAUGAGUUAUGUAUUUCGUUUGAGGCCUCCAAAAAGUAAAAGGGAUUAUAUUAUUCAAGCACCCGAUGAACAAACUGAGCAAAGGUGGAUGCAAGCAAUUUGUUUUGCGAAAGUUGGUGCAAACAGCAGUGAAUCUUCUCAAGCGUGCACUGUACAAUAGCAACUAAUUUUACUAGAUUUUUUUAACAUUUUGAAUACCUGCUAAUUAUACAUAGAAAAACGUGCAGUCAACACAUUAAUGACAUUUCAAAAUAUGAAUGCACAUUGUCUAUGGGAAGUGUUUAGAACAGUGGUUCUCAACAACUGGUCUAUAGUUUGAUACUGGUUUUUGCAAAUUUUUCGUUUGUGUUUUAUAGAGUGAUAAAGCCCUUGAUUUUUUUUUGAUUUUCAAAGAUGAAUCGCCUCUUUAUAGGCCAUUGGUGUGUUAGCGAACGCUUCAUUAUAUGCUUCCGAAUUGUUGUGCAAAAAUUUUACUCAAAUUGUUUCAUAGUGUCAGCACUACAUGUCAGAGAGAAAGACAGUCAUAGAAUUCAAUUUUACAGUUUAAAGUAGGAUAUGUUCACACCACAAGCAUUUUGAAAUCUCACCAAAGCAAAGAGCAAAGCUAAGUCAUAAUACAUUAUUCAUUGUAAUUUCAAUUGUUUUACAAUGAUACCUGCUUUGUAGCAGGCUUUCUGGUGUGUUAAGGUUGAGAACCACUGAUCCAGGCAUACCUACACCUUCAUAGGCAUCGUACCACUUUUCUUGAGUAUACAGUAUUAUUACAUUGACAUUUUGCCAUAUGUACUGUACUGUAGUCUAUCUUAGCUUGAUUAUAUAUGGUUUGGUAAUUCAUUGUGUGAAGAAGUUUUGGAGGUCAGGGACUGUGAGUAAGUCUGCCAAUUACAAUAAGAUUUUAUAUUGUUUUAUUUUACAUUAUAAUUGCAAAAAUUAACUUUAUUUAAUUCUAAUGCACAAUUUCUGCACAAUAUGUCUUUUUUAUGAAUGUUUACUUCAUAUACUGUGUUUUUUCCUCUACUGCUGUGUAAAAGAAGCUUCGAAUAUGUACCUGAGGCAUGACCAAGUAUUUUAAUUCCUAAUUGUGGAUGUUUAUUUUGAUGCCUAUUUUUGAUUCUAAUGUCUUACCUGGACCUUAUGGAACAAUGCGUUGAAAUCCUGUUAAAUUUGUGAAUGUUAUCAUUGGUAUGAAGGGAUAGCAGUGUAUACUAAUUAUCAACAAGAACAUGAAAAUUGUUGCAUAGAUCCUGCUCUUUCACAGGGUGCUCCAUUGGUCCCAAACAUUUUUUUGUUGAAUUUUCUAAUGUUGACUCUGAAUUCUUAAUCACCCGAUGGCUAUAUUUUUAUUACUAUGAUAUUUCUGCUUACGCAAAUUAGGCAUGAGCCAGUGUAUUUUUUCUAUUGGUAUCACAAUAUCAUCAUCCAAGUCAAAAUUACUUUCCAAGCAUUGCUUAAACUCUGUGAAAUUGGCUUUUAGUUUAUAUUGGAUAAUUUAGCUAAAAUGUUUUUGUGAGUCUGCAUCAGACUUGAAAAUCUCACCAUAAUAAACCUAUAUCGACCACCUACAUUUGUACACACGUAUCCAUAAUUUGAAAUUUUUGAAUCUGUCGUGUUGUGAUUGUGAUUAUCAUCCUGUCACUGAAGUGAUGACCUGUUUAUUCUCUUCAUGUGAUGUUGCCUUGUUCUGUUCAUUGUCAGUCCCUCAAAGAUGGCUCUGCCCAAUCAGUACCGGUACCUUGAUUAGUAGUAAAAAUAUGUCAUCACUAUUACAUAUUAAUCUGGUAAGUCAGAGCUCCUUUCUUACUGGAUCCUGGAGACUUGGAUAUUCCACAUCUUGGUAAAUGUAUGAUUCUUUAGAACCACAGGCGUAUUUAGUUAAUGCUUGAGUCUGUUGCAGUCUUUACUAUUCAGUAUGUCUUUUGAUUUGUGUGCUGUUUUUUAUUCCAAGUUAAAACUUGUAUAUAAAUAAAGUAUAAUUUCUUCAUGUUUUUAAAUUCACUGUGCAUUUUUCUGGAUAGAUGUUAUUGUCAGUGCCUUGUUGUUGUAGUCAAACCACCAUUAGUCUCUUUCUGAAUUUGCUUUCAAAAUGUUGAGCAAUCGACUUCGCUGCCAUUCUGUCUCCAACAUGACUAGGACAGUCAUAUCAGGGUGUCUAAAAAAUGUCUUGUCCAACUCGUCCCAUGUGACCCAAUGGGACGAGUGUCACACAACAUUUUGAGACACCCCAGAUUCUGUAGUGAUUUAUUACGCACAUAAUCAAAGAAAUUUUAAAAUGAAUACAUGCACUUGAA
This is a messenger RNA of Styela clava, 2548 nucleotides long. RefSeq lists its product as uncharacterized. Gene Ontology annotation, molecular function: GTPase activator activity. Lineage: Eukaryota; Metazoa; Chordata; Ascidiacea; Stolidobranchia; Styelidae. The record is from RefSeq and is a predicted model, not a curated record.